This is a messenger RNA of Mercenaria mercenaria, 821 nucleotides long. RefSeq lists its product as uncharacterized. Lineage: Eukaryota; Metazoa; Mollusca; Bivalvia; Venerida; Veneridae. The transcript is spliced from 6 exons. The record is from RefSeq and is a predicted model, not a curated record. Bases 99 to 650 code for a protein of 183 amino acids.
CAUAAUGAUAUUUAUGAUAACGACUCCAAGUCAAGACAAAACAACAAUCUUUCAUUGUUGUAAACGUCUUGUUGAAGAUUUUGAAAAUUUCAGAUAUCAUGGGAUACACCAAAGCAGUUGCUGUAUACGUCGUCCUUUCGGCGAUUAUCUCGUCUACGGCAGCCUUGCCAGAGUAUCAUAAGGUCCGCACAUAUUAUGCAAGCGGCGUGUAUGCUGAUGAAGACAUAAUGUUGGACGAAGGAGAAAAGUACGCUGUUGUCACCGUUUCAAAGAUUAACGGAGAAGGAAUUCCAACUAUCAAUCUUCAUGACUUUGUUUCGGGUUAUUCCGCCAUAAAAGAUGUCGCAAAUAAAACAUGUUAUAUACAGAGAUCAACACAUACAAUGGAAGGAAUGAAAGACGAGAUCUAUCAGGCCGUGAUAAAUAAUGGUGAAUACAAGAUUUCACAGAGAUUUGAUUGCAUCAAACAAGAACCUAUCGUCAAAUCGUGGCUGCCGAUGUAUGGUAGGAGAAUUUCAGCGUUCUGCGAAAACUACGACUCCCGCUUCUUUGAACCGAAAGAUGUAAAACUGACGAAAAGAUCGACGAAAAUUGUUUCACAAAAUGCUCUUUGGUGUGUAUUCUGCCUGUAUGAUGGGUGUUGGCAGUAAACAUCUCCAGGACUACAGACCGCUACCGACUUCAUAUUGAUUUAGACUGAUUAACUUUAUCAUGUGUUUGAAAUGUGUCGAGUGUUGUAUACUUCCAUGGAAUACCUGACAUUGUCUGCGACUAUUUAGAUAAAAUGCAAGUGACAUGAAAAAUAAAGUAUAUUUCUCCAA